Molecule: messenger RNA, 10253 nt
Organism: Danio aesculapii
Lineage: Eukaryota; Metazoa; Chordata; Actinopteri; Cypriniformes; Danionidae
Gene: dhx38
Product: DEAH (Asp-Glu-Ala-His) box polypeptide 38
Exons: 27
Coding region: 184-3960 (1258 amino acids)
Biological process (GO): mRNA splicing, via spliceosome
Cellular component (GO): spliceosomal complex; intracellular anatomical structure
Molecular function (GO): RNA binding; ATP binding
Source: RefSeq, a predicted model, not a curated record
GCGGCCUACUGUACACAUUGUUGACGUUUGCCGCUAUGCUGUAUAUUUGUUAUUUUACAUCAUCACACACUACUUCUUUCAUACCACCGAGAAGCGUUUUGAAGAACAUACAUAUCUGACGUCCGAGGAUAGCGCUGAAAAGACGCGGUCGGCUGAGACCCAUCUGCUGUGCCCUGUGCAGAGAUGGACGAUGAUUCCUCCCUGCACCGGCUAGAAGGCAGUGACCCCAGCAUUCAGGUCGGGGGUCUGAUAGUGAAGAAGAAAAGCGCUGCAGCAGAACAGCACGUGUUCAGAGCCCCCGCUCCGCGCACCUCGCUGCUGGGUCUCGAUCUGCUGGCUGCGCAGAAACGCAAAGAGCGAGAGGGCAAGGAGAGGCUGGAUGAUCAACCCAAGAAAUCUAAAGUGUCGUCCUACAAAGACUGGGAGGAGGGGAAAAGUGAUUCGGGAUCUGAUGAUGAAAAUCAGGAGGAUGGAGAGAGCAGGAAUGGGAAAAAAGAAAGGAAGUACAGAGUCACUGGCUCAGAAACGCCUUCAAACCCCGGCGGAGUCAGUGAGGAGUUCAAGCGGAAACACCAGCAGAGAGAGAAAGAUAGACGUGAACAUGGGGUUUACGCUUCAUCCAAAGAGGACAAGAGCAAAGACAAGAACAGAUCCAGAGACCGAGAGCACGACCGCCACCGAGACAGAGAGAGGAGGAAAGACAGAGAUGAGCGUGAGAGCAGCCGCAGCCGUGGAUCCUCUAGCAGUCGCUCUGAGCGCAGUGAUGGCAGUGUGAGGAGUGAACGCUCGCAAAGAGAAGGUUGUUCAGAGCGCAUGAGCCGCGGGACCCGUCGCGAGGAGCCCGAAUCACCCCGAAACAAACCUAAAGACUUGGCCACUCCGUCACGCUCCAGCUGGGAUGAAGAUGACAGUGGAUACGCCAGCUCACGCCACUCUCAUUGGGAGAGUCCGUCUCCUGCCCCCUCACACCGGGAGAAUGACCGCUCCGAACGCAGCCAGCGCUCAGUCCGGGACAGCGAGAGGAGAGACAGGUCAAGUAAACCUCAGUAUCCUGUAGAUACUCCUCUACCGACCCCAUCAUACAAGUACAAUGAGUGGGCCAAUGACAGGAAGCAUUUUGGCUCCACUCCACGUCUGUCCCGCGGGAAAGGAGAGAAGAGAGAAGAGGGAGAGGGUGGCAUCCAAUUUGAUGAUGAAGAUGAGAAGGAGCAGUGGGAGGAAGAUCAGCGGCAAGCUGAUCGAGACUGGUACAUGAUGGAUGAAGGUUAUGAUGAGUUUCACAACCCACUGACGUCCAGCUCAGAGGAAUAUGUGAAGAAGCGGGAGCAGAUCCUCCAGAAACAGACCCAGAAACGCAUCUCAGCACAGAAAAGACAAAUCAAUGAGGAUAACGAACGCUGGGAGACGAACCGCAUGCUCACCAGUGGAGUGGUUCAGCGUCUGGAGGUGGACGAGGAUUUUGAGGAAGACAACGCAGCCCGAGUCCAUUUACUUGUGCAUAACCUAGUGCCACCCUUCCUUGAUGGGAGGAUUGUCUUCACUAAACAGCCUGAGCCGGUCAUUCCAGUGAAAGAUGCGACCUCAGACAUGGCCAUCAUCUCCCGUAAGGGCAGUCAGCUGGUGCGACGCCACCGAGAGCAGAAAGAGAGAAAGAAGGCACAGCACAAACACUGGGAGCUCGCUGGCACCAAACUGGGUGACAUCAUGGGAAUCCAAAAAAAAGAGGAUGGAGGAGACGGGAAAGCUGUUGGGGAAGACGGAAAAGUGGAUUACAGGGCCGAGCAGAAGUUUGCCGAUCACAUGAAGGAGAAGAGUGAAGCAAGCAGUGAGUUUGCUAAGAAGAAGACUCUGUUAGAGCAGAGACAGUAUCUGCCCAUCUUUGCUGUUCGCCAGCAGCUUCUCAACAUCAUCAGGGAUAACAAUAUUGUGAUAGUGGUGGGUGAAACAGGCAGUGGUAAGACGACGCAGCUAACGCAGUAUCUUCAUGAGGACGGUUACACCAGCUAUGGUAUGGUGGGCUGCACACAACCUCGCAGAGUGGCAGCCAUGAGUGUGGCUAAGAGAGUCAGCGAAGAGAUGAACAGUAAUCUGGGAGAGGAGGUGGGUUAUGCCAUCCGUUUUGAAGACUGUACAUCAGAGAAGACUAUGAUCAAGUACAUGACGGAUGGGAUUCUCCUCAGGGAGUCUCUGCGGGAGUCAGAUCUGGACCACUAUAGUGCAGUAAUCAUGGACGAGGCCCACGAGCGCUCCCUCAACACUGAUGUGCUCUUCGGGCUGCUCCGAGAGGUGGUGUCAAGACGCUCCGACUUGAAGCUCAUUGUCACAUCUGCCACCAUGGACUCGGACAAAUUUGCGUCAUUCUUCGGCAAUGUUCCUAUUUUCAACAUUCCUGGCAGGACGUUCCCAGUGGAUAUCUUGUUCAGCAAGACUCCUCAGGAGGACUAUGUGGAGGCGGCUGUGAAACAGGCCUUGCAGAUUCAUCUCAGCGGGAUGGUGGGUGACAUCCUCAUCUUCAUGCCUGGUCAGGAGGACAUCGAGGUGACGUCAGAUCAGAUUGUGGAGCGGUUGGCAGAUCUGGAGAACGCUCCAGCCCUGGCAGUGCUGCCCAUUUACUCCCAGCUGCCCUCGGACCUGCAGGCCAAGAUCUUCCAGAAGGCUCCUGAUGGAGUGAGGAAAUGUAUUGUUGCUACAAACAUCGCUGAGACAUCUCUGACAGUGGACGGCAUCAUGUUUGUUGUGGAUUCUGGCUAUUGUAAGCUGAAGGUGUUCAACCCUCGCAUUGGCAUGGAUGCGCUGCAGGUUUACCCCAUCAGUCAAGCUAAUGCAAACCAGCGGGCUGGUAGAGCAGGCAGAACAGGCCCAGGACAGUGUUACAGGUUAUACACUCAGAGCGCCUUCAAGAAUGAAAUGCUGACCACCACUAUCCCAGAGAUUCAGCGCACUAACCUGGCCAACGUCGUGUUGUUGCUCAAGUCACUGGGAGUUCAAGACCUCCUGCUCUUCCACUUCAUGGACCCGCCGCCUGAAGACAACAUGCUGAACUCCAUGUAUCAGCUGUGGAUCUUGGGUGCACUUGACAAUACAGGCGCUCUGACACCCACCGGGCGGCUCAUGGUGGAGUUUCCUCUGGAUCCGGCUCUGUCUAAAAUGCUGAUUGUGUCCUGUGACAUGAGCUGCAGUGCUGACAUCCUCAUCAUCGUCUCCAUGUUGUCUGUGCCGUCCAUCUUCUACAGGCCAAAGGGUCGAGAGGAGGAAAGUGACCAGGUCAGAGAGAAGUUCUCCGUGCCUGAGAGUGACCAUCUGACCUACCUCAACGUUUACCUGCAGUGGAAGAACAACAAUUAUUCCAGCAUCUGGUGUAAUGAUCACUUCAUUCACACCAAAGCCAUGCGGAAGGUACGUGAGGUGCGAGCUCAGCUCAAAGACAUCAUGGUGCAGCAGAAAAUGAAUCUGAUCUCCUGCGGCUCAGACUGGGACGUGAUCAGGAAGUGCAUCUGUGCUGCAUACUUCCACCAGGCUGCUAAAUUAAAGGGAAUUGGGGAGUAUGUGAACGUAAGAACAGGGAUGCCUUGUCAUCUGCAUCCCACAAGUGCUUUGUUCGGGAUGGGCUACACCCCUGACUACAUCAUCUACCAUGAACUGGUCAUGACCACAAAGGAGUACAUGCAGUGUGUGACUGCAGUGGAUGGCGAGUGGCUGGCUGAGCUGGGACCAAUGUUCUACAGCAUCAAACAUGCAGGGAAGAGCAGACAGGAGAACCGAAGGAGAGCCAAAGAAGAGAUCACCAACAUGGAGGAGGAGAUGUCUCUGGCACAAGAGCAGAUCCGAGCACGGAAAGAGGAGCAGGAGAGGAAGAACAAUCUGGGCAGCAUCAGGGCCGUGAAGAUCUGCACCCCAGGAAGGAAAGAGGAAAUGACGCCGAUGACGCCCAAACGAACGCCGGCCCGGUUUGGCUUAUAGUGCUCAGUUUUUACAAACGCAUAAUUGCUUGCGUCAGUGCAGUUUUUCCCCUAAUAUGUAUUCAUCACAGUGCUUUUUCCAUCUUUGGCCAGCAGUAGGAGCAAUUGUAUAAGGAGAAAAAUCUCUUCCCCCCUCUCACGGUGUUAUUUGUGGCUCUUUUUAACCAAGUCUGGACUGAAAUGGAAAAAAAAGCAACAAAAAAAAACAAAAAACAGAGUUUAAAUUGAAAAGUAAACACAUUUGUUAUGCUUCCAUUUGAUCUAAAAAGCUUAAAACAGCUUAAUUUGACAUGAAUAUGCAUAUUUAGUCCAGGGAUUUUCUUUUUCUUUUGUUUUAAUGUUUGAUGAAAAAACUGAACUGUCGCAUUUAUUCAUUUUUAUAGAUUGAAACAAAAUAAAAACCUAGAUCUUACAUUAAAUCAGUGCUUAAAUUGAGAAGUGAACAUAUUUGUUUUGCUUGCAUUAAAUCCAAAAAACCUCAAAACAGCUUAAUUUGACAUUAAUUUGCAUAUUUAGUUCAAUAAUUUUCUUUUCUUUUAACGUUUGAUGUGUUUGCAAACCAGAACGGUCACAUUUAUUCAAUUUUAUAAACUGAAACUAAAAGAAACGAGAUCUUCCAUUAAAUCAGUGCUUAAAUUGAGAAGUGAACACAUUUGUUAUGCUUUCAUUAAAUCUAAAAGCACCUCAAAACGGCUUAAUUUGACAUUAGUAUGCAUAUUUAGCCCAAUCAUUUUCUUUUGUUUUAAGGUUUGUGUUUGCAAAAAACAGAACUGUCACAUUUAUUUAUUUUUAUAGACUGAAACUAAAAGACCUAAAAAGUGAACACAUUUUUUUUUGCUUACAUUUGAUCUAAAAACAACCAAAAACAGCUCAAUUUGAUGUUAAUAUGCAUAUUUAGCCCAAUCAUUUAUUUUCUUUUAUUUUAAUGUCUGAUGUGUUUGUAAAUAACCAGAACUGUUGCAUUUAUUGAUUCUUUGAAUAAAACUAAAAGAAAAACGAGAUCUUACAUUGAAUCAGUGCUUAAAUAAAAAAGUGAACACAUUUGUUUUGCUUCCAUUUGAUCUAAAAACAACCAAAAACAGCUUAAUUUGACAUUUAUAUGCAUAUUUAGCCCAAACAUUUUCUUUUACUUUAAUGUUUGAUGUGUUUAAAAAAACCAGAACUGUCGCAUUUAUUCAAUUUUAUAGACUGAAAACAACAAGAAAACUAGAUCUUGCAUUGAAUCAGUGCUUAAAUUGAAAAGUGAACACAUUUGUUUUGCUUGCAUUUAAUCUAAAAACCUCAAAACAGCUUAAUUUGACAUUUAUAUGCAUAUUUAGCCCAAUCAUUUUCUUUUAUUUUAAUGUUUGAUGUGUUUACAAAAAACAGAACUGUCGCAUUCAUUGAAUUUUAUAGACUAAAACUAAAAUAAAAACUAGAUCUUACAUUAAAUCAGUGCUUAAAUUGAAAAGUGAACAUUUGUUGCUUGCAUUUAAUCUAAAAACCUCAAAAAACAGCUUAAUUUGACAUUAAUAUGCAUAUUUAGCCCAGUGAUUUUCUUUUUCUUUUGUUUUAAUGUUUGAUGUGUUUGCAGAAAAACUAAACUGUCGCAUUUCUUCAUUUUUAUAGAUUGAAACAAAAUAAAAACUAGAUAUUACAUAAAAUCAGUGCUUAAAUUGAGAAGUGAACAUAUUUGUUAUGCUUGCAUUAAAUCCAAAAAACCUCAAAACAGCUUAAUUUGACAUUAAUUUGCAUAUUUAGCUCAAUAAUUUUCUUUUCUUUUAAUGUUUGAUGUGUUUGCAAACCAGAACUGUCACAUUUAUUCAAUUUUAUAAACUGAAACUAAAAGAAACGAGAUCUUCAAUUAAAUCAGUGCUUAAAUUGAGAAGUGAACACAUUUGUUAUGCUUGCAUUUAAUCUAAAAACACCUCAAAACAGCUUAAUUUGACAUGAAUAUGCAUAUUUAGCCCAAUCAUUUUCUUUUGUUUUAAGGUUUGUGUUUGCAAAAAAACAGAACUGUCACAUUAAUAUAUUUUUAUAGAGUGAAACUAAAAGACCCAGAUCUUACAUUGAAUCAGUGCUUAAAUAAAAAAGUGAACACAUUUGUUAUGCUUACAUUUGAUCUAAAAACAACCAAAAACAGCUUAAUUUGAUGUUAAUAUGCAUAUUUAACCCAAUCAUUUAUUUUCUUUUAUUUGAAUGUCUGAUGUGUUUGCAAACCAGAACUGUUGCAUUUAUUCAAUUUUAUAGGCUGAAAACAACAAGAAAACUAGAUCUUACAUUGAAUCAGUUCUUAAAUUGAGAAGUAAACACAUUUGUUAUGCUUGCAUUUAAUCUAAAAAACCCCAAAACAGCUUUAAUUUGACAUUAGUAUGCAUAUUUAGCCCAAUCAUUUUCUUUUAUUUUAAAGUUUGAUGUGUUUACAAAAAAACAGAACUGUCACAUUUAUUGAAUUUUAUAGAGUGAAACUAAAAGACCUAGAUCUUACAUUGAAUCAGUGCUUAAAUAAAAAAGUGAACACAUUUGUUAUGCUUGCAUUUGAUCUAAAAACAACCAAAAACAGCUUAAUUUGACAUUAAUAUGUAUAUUUAGCCCAAACAUUUUCUUUUACUUUAAUGUUUGAUGUGUUUCAAAAAACCAGAACUGUCGCAUUUAUUCAUUUUUAUAUGCUGAAAACAAAAAGAAAACUAGAUCUUAAAUUAAACCAGUGCUUAAAUUGAAAAGUGAACACAUUUGUUUUGCUUCCAUUUAAUCUAAAAACCUUAAAACAGCUUAAUUUGACAUUUAUAUGCAUAUUUAGCCCAAUCAUUUUCUUUUAUUUUAAUGUUUGAUGUGUUUACAAAAAACCAGAACUGUCACAUUCAUUGAAUUUUAUAGACUAAAACUAAAAUAAAAACUAGAUCUUACAUUGAAUCAGUUCUUAACUUGAAAAGUGAACACAUUUGUUUUGCUUGCAUUUAAUCUAAAAACCUCCAAAAAAACAGCUUAAUUUGACAUUUAUAUGCAUAUUUAGCCCAAUCAUUUACUUUUUUUUGUUUUAAUGUCUGAUAUAUUUGCUAACAACCAGAACUGUCACAUUAAUUAAAUUUUAUAGACUGAAACUAAAAUAAACAAGAUCUUCCAUUGAAUCAGUGCUUAAAUUAAAAAGUGAACACAUUUGUUUUGCUUGCAUUUGAUCUAAAAAAAAAAAACCCAAAACAGCUUAAUUUAACAUUAAUAUGCAUAUUUAGCCCAAUCAUUUUAUUUUAUUUUAUUUUAAUGUCUGAUGUGUUUGUAAAUAACCAGAACUGUUGCAUUUAUUGAUUAUUUGAAUAAAACUAAAAGAAAAACGAGAUCUUGCAUUGAAUCAGUGCUUAAAGUGAACACAUUUGUUUUGCUUGCAUUUUAUUUAUAUAAACCAAAAAAAGCAGCUUAAUUUAACAUUCAAAUGCAUAUAUAGCCCAAUCAUUUAUUUUCUGUUAUUUUAAUGUCUGAUGUGUUCACAAAAAAAGAACUGUCGCAUUUAUUCAUUUUUAUAGACUGAAACUACGAAAACUAGAUCUUACAUUGAGUCAAUGCAAAUUGAAAAGUGAACACAUUUGUUUUGCUUGCAUUUGAUCUAAAAACAACCCCAAAACAGCUUAAUUUAACAUUAAUAUGCAUAUUUAGCCCAAUCAUUUUAUUUUAUUUUAUUUUAAUGUCUGAUGUGUUUGUAAAUAACCAGAACUGUUGCAUUUAUUCAUUCUUUAACUAAAACUAAAAGAAAAACGAGAUCUUACAUUGAAUCAGUGUUUAAAGUGAACACAUUUGUUUUGCUUGCAUUCAAUACAUAAACCCCCAAAACAGCUUAAUUUAACAUUAAAAUGCACAUAUAGCCCAAUCAUUUAUUUUCUGUUAUUUUAAUGUCUGAUGUGUUCACAAAAAAAGAACUGUCGCAUUUAUUCAUUUUUAUAGACUGAAACUACGAAAACUAGAUCUUACAUUGAGUCAAUGCAAAUUAAAUAGUGAACACAUUUGUUUUGCUUGCGUUUGAUCUUAAACAAAAAAACAAAAACAGCUUUAAUUUAACAUUAAUAUGCAUAUUUAGCCCAAUCAUUUGUUUCUUUUAUUUUAAUAUCUGAUGUGUUUCAAAAACCAGAACUGUCGCAAUUAUGCAUCCUUUUAGAGUGAAACUAAAAGAAAAACUAGAUCUUAUAUUAAAUCAAUGCUUAAAUUGAAAAGUGAACACAUUUGUUUUGCUUGCAUUAAAUCUAAAAAAAAAAAAACCCAAAACAGCUUAAUUUAACAUUAAUAUGCAUAUUUAGCCCAAUCAUUUAUUUUCUUUUAUUUUAAUGUCUGAUGUGUUUGCAAAAAACAGAACUGUCACAUUUAUUCUUUUUUUUUUGACUGAAACAAAAAAAACUCAAGAUCUUACAUUGAAUCAAUGCUUAAAUAAAGUGAAUACAUUUGUUAUGCUUCCAUUUCAUUUAUAAAACCCAAAACCAUUUAAUUUAACAUUAAUAUGCAUAUUUAGCCUAAUCAUCAUUUCUUUUCUUUAAAUGUUUGAUGUGAACUGUGCCGUUAGUUCAUUUAGCUUGUCUGAACCUAAAAAAAACUCCAGAUUCUACAUUGAAUCAGUGCUUAAAUUGAAAAGUGAACACAUUUUUUAUGCUUGCGUUUGAUCUAAAAACAACCAAAACAGCUUAAUUUGACAUUAAUAUGCUUAUUUAGCCCAAUCAGUUUCUUUUAUUUUAGUGUGUUAUGUGUUCGCAAAAAACCCAGAACUGUUGCAUUUGUUCAUUUUUCUAGACUGCAACUAAAAGCAAACCUAGAUCUUGCAUUAAAUCAAUGCUUAAAUUGAGAAGUGAACACAUUUGUUAUGCUUGCAUUUGAUCUAAAAACAACCAAAAACAGCUCAAUUUGACAUUAAUAUGCAUAUUUAGCCCAAUCAGUUUCUUUUUCUUUUGUUUUAAUGUUUGAUGUGUUUGAAAAAAAAACUGAAUUGUCACAUUUAUUAAAUUUUAUAGACUAAAACUUACAUAAAAACUAGAUCUUACAUUGAAUCAGUGCUUAAAUUAAAAAGUGAACACAUUUGUUUUGCUUCCAUUUAAUCUAAAAACCCCCAAAACAGCUCAAUUUGACAUUUAUAUGUAUAUUUAGCCCAAACAUUUUCAUUUUCUUUUGUUUUAAUGUUUGAUGUGUUUACAAAAAACCAGAACUGUCGCAUUUAUUGAAUUGUAUAGACUAAAACUUAAAUAAAAACUAGAUCUUACAUUGAAUCAGUGCUUAAAUAAAAAAGUAAACACAUUUGUUUUGCUUCCAUUUGAUCAAGACCCCAAAUCAGCUUAAUUUGACAUUUUUUUUGCAUAUUUAGCCCAAUAGUGUUUGAUGUGUUUGCAAACAACCAGAACUAUCGCAUUUAUUCAUGUCCUCCUAUACUAUUCACUUUAUCGUUGCAUCCUAAUUCGCAUUGUCUCGUAUUUCAGCUUGUGAAACGCAGCCGUUGUAUCUUUCGUUCUUCCAGAGAACACAGAGCCACCAUGAAUAUUAACUUCCUGUACUUUGAUAGGUUAAUCCCCUGUGGACGAAGCACGUCUUUGUUAUUCUGACAAAAACAUUGCUCGAAUAUUUCAUCAUUCUGCCGGAAUCAACACUGACCAGCGGCGGUCAAAUCCUGCGUCGUCUUUGAUGCAAUUGGGCUGCAAGUCGCUGAACAGAUGUACUGUGUACCGACAGAGAUGACAGGCCUCGACUGCUGUGAAUUAAACAAAACAACAACAAUCUUUCACUGAGGGUCAUUUCACCUCCUCGCUCCGCUUCUGUUGGUAUUUUUAGAAACGUACUGAUGUGUACAGUAUAUGUGUAUAUUGCAUUUGCUUUUGUCUUUACUUUAAAUCAUUUAGAAAUGUUAGAGCGUUUAGGAAAAUUACUGUAUUUUUGAAGUGUAUAAAGUUCAUUCUGUGGCUCGUGUGGAUUUCAGUUUUACGGUUUUACAUUCGAUAUUAAAGCAAUGAACGCAUCGGUGCUUUGUUGAUUUUUGUAUGGUGGUCACCGGAUCACUCAGUGUAAAUUAUACAGUUUGAUGCAUUUCCAUCAAUAGUGGCCAUUGUCAUGGGAUGUGAUUGUGUUUUUCACCUAAUGUAAAUGUAAAUAUGCAGUAAAUUGACAUUUGCGCUUGUAAAACAUGGCCACAGCCUUGGGGUUGGAUUGUUUUGUUUUGAUUUUUCCCACUACUGUUUAAGUUUGCAUUUAAAGGUAAUAAAUGCAAAACUUGUAAUGUGCAUAAAAGGUUGUGUACAUUUUGUGGUCUUUGUAGCUUUUAAUUUCCAUAGAUGUAGCUUAAAUGUGCUGUAUGUA